Molecule: messenger RNA, 1662 nt
Organism: Carassius auratus (goldfish)
Lineage: Eukaryota; Metazoa; Chordata; Actinopteri; Cypriniformes; Cyprinidae
Product: claudin-4-like
Exons: 1
Coding region: 47-679 (210 amino acids)
Cellular component (GO): membrane; bicellular tight junction
Molecular function (GO): structural molecule activity
Source: RefSeq, a predicted model, not a curated record
UGCACACUUUUGGCUGCUCUAUCACUGUAAAGGCUGUGGUUUAAUAAUGGUCUCCCAAGGACUCCAGAUUAUGGGCAUAUCCACAGCCAUGCUGGGUUGGCUGGGGGUCAUUAUUGUGUGCGCAUUGCCCCAGUGGAAGGUGUCUGCGUUCGUUGGGGCCAACAUCGUCACAGCACAGGUCAUCUGGGAGGGCAUGUGGAUGAACUGUGUGGUGCAGAGCACUGGACAGAUGCAGUGUAAAGUCUACGACUCCAUGCUGGCGCUCAGCUCCGAUCUCCAAGCGGGCCGAGCCAUGAUCAUCAUCUCCAUUUUGACUGGACUCUUUGGGAUCAUAAUUUCUUUGGCCGGUGGGAAGUGCACCAACUGCAUUGAGGACCAAGGGUCCAAAGCAAAGGCGUGCAUCGUUGCAGGCAUUUUCCUAAUAAUCUCUGGGGUUCUCUGUCUGAUCCCAGUGUCGUGGGCGGCACACACCACCAUACAGAACUUCUACAACCCCAUGAUGGUGGAGGCCCAGCGGAGAGAGCUGGGAGCAGCUCUGUAUGUCGGCUGGGGAUCGGCUGGCUUGCUUUUACUGGGAGGAGGAAUACUUUGCUGGAACUGCCCACAGAAGCAUGAACGCAUCUACAACCCGAAAUUCUCCGCAAUGAGGUCCAAUUCUGCUCCGAGAGAGUUUGUCUGAGACGCAGAACCCAUAGGACUGGCCUUAAAACUCACUUAAGUGAUCUAAUUCAUCACCGUAUAUCAGCAAUUCAUCUGUAGAACUACAUGAGAGACAGUUUUUUUUACAUGCAAUAUCAUAACUUUUUCAGUCUUCCUCUUCACAAAUACCCAAAUAACUAUGAAUACAUAUCUUCGCAAUAGAGAUUACAUGUUAUGAUAAUAUUUAUGCCUCUACAUGUAUAAUUUAAUACUUUCCGUUAGAUAAAUUAUUUUUAUGUUGGCAAUUCAGUCGCUCAAACAGAGCGAAGUACUAGAAACAUGAUGGGUUCAAUUCUCUGGGAAAGCUUUAACUGGUAAAGUGUAUUCUUUCAGUGCAAUGCAGGUUGCUUAUGAUAAAAGAUUAAUGUAUAUAUUACAGCUUUUAGAGUGGAAUUAUAAAUGCAGAUUGUUUAUCUAUUUAAAAUGUGUAUAACAGUUGAGUAGAUUACUUACAAAUUGUCACUGUUUCAAAAUUUUACAUAAUAUAAACCCAACUAUAUGCAAAUAAGAAAUAACGUGAAUUUGUGUGUUUUGUUUAAAGACAAAAGCCUUCCAAAGUCAUAGUAGCACACGGUUAACUCAUUGAGUAAGAAGUCAAAUAAACAUGAAUGUGUUCAUCAGUAGCCGAUGCAAUGCUUAAAUGUUGAGAAAACACUUAAACACUUUUUAUUCAUUUAUAUAUAUAUUUUUUUUUUUUUGUAAGUCCACACAUUGAUCAAAUGCUGUGUGGCCUCUCAGUUUUUUUUGUAUAAUUAUAUCCACAUGACUGGUAUUUGUGUAAAUGUCCACAAAACUGCAAUGUAUUUCUGUAUAUUAUAUUCUAAAUGUGAGUGGAAGGCUAAUUUAGAAAGAACCUUUAAAAGAUGAAAAAGUAGAAUUAGGGAGAUUCAAUGAAUUGUAAAUAGCUAAUUGCUAUUCUGUGAAUAAUAUGCAAUCACAUCAUAAAUAAAAAACUAUAUAGUC